Otolemur garnettii (small-eared galago) is the source of this 1466-nucleotide messenger RNA. It is a transcript of the gene IDO1, whose product is annotated as indoleamine 2,3-dioxygenase 1. Gene Ontology annotation, biological process: 'de novo' NAD+ biosynthetic process from L-tryptophan. Gene Ontology annotation, molecular function: heme binding; indoleamine 2,3-dioxygenase activity; L-tryptophan 2,3-dioxygenase activity. The coding region runs from base 15 to 1253 and encodes 412 amino acids. The record is from RefSeq and is a predicted model, not a curated record. NCBI's taxonomy places the organism in Eukaryota, Metazoa, Chordata, Mammalia, Primates, Galagidae. The transcript is spliced from 10 exons. Gene Ontology annotation, cellular component: cytoplasm.
CAGUGGACGCAAGGAUGGCAGAGGGUGCAGUGUCUCCCAGGGACAGCUCUUGGGAAAUCACCGAGGAAUACCACAUACAUGAAGAUGUGGGCUUCGCUCUGCCAACCCCCCUGGAAAAGCUACCUGACAAAUAUAAUGCCUGGAUGGACAUUGCCAAACGUCUGCCUGAUCUGAUCAAGACGGAUCAACUUCGAGCAGAAGUUGAGAAGUUACCAAUGCUCAGCAUUGAUGACCUCCAAGGGCACAAGUCACAGCGCCUGGCACGCCUGGCUCUGGGGUACAUCACCAUGGCAUACGUGUGGAACAAAGGCGACGGAGAUGUCUGUAAGCUCUUGCCAAGAAAUAUUGCUGUUCCCUACUGCGAACUCUCUGAGAAGCUGGGACUGCCUCCUAUUCUGGUGUAUGCAGACUGUGUCUUGGCAAACUGGAAGAGAAAGGACCCGAAUGGGCCCAUGACUUACGAGAACAUGGACAUUUUGUUCUCAUUUCCUGGUGGGGACUGCGGUAAAGGAUUCUUCCUGGUUUCUCUACUGGUGGAAAUAGCAGCUGCUUCUGCAAUCAAAGUAAUUCCCACUAUAUUCAGAGCAGUGAAAUGCCAAGACCAGGAUGCUUUGAAGAAGGGACUGAAUGAAAUAGCUUCUUCCCUGAAGGAAGCCAAAACAGUGUUCGGUCAAAUCCACGAGUACGUGGACCCAAACCUAUUUUUCAACGUUCUUCGCAUAUACCUGUCUGGCUGGAAAGGCAACCCCCAGCUGUCAGAAGGGCUGCUGUAUGAGGGGGUGUGGGACACCCCAAAGAAGUUUGCAGGGGGCAGUGCGGGCCAGAGCAGCGUCUUUCAGUGUUUUGAUGUCCUGCUGGGCAUCCAGCACGAAGCUGGCAAAGGUGAAUUUAAAAUGGCAAAAGAAUCUGCUGCUGAGAUCCUCCGUGAAAUGAGGACGUACAUGCCACCGGCUCACCAGGCCUUUCUUGGCUCAUUAGAGUCAGGCCCAUCAGUCCGGGAGUUUGUCCAGUCGCAAGGUGACGCUGACCUGAGGAAAGCCUAUGAUGAGUGUGUGGCAGCGAUGGUCAACCUGCGUAGCUACCAUCUGGGAAUAGUGAGCAAGUAUAUUAUGGAACCUGCACGCCAGCAGCAGGGGCCUGGCAACAAGUCUGAAGAACCUUCGGAAAACAAAGGGACUGGAGGCACUGAUAUCAUGAAAUUCCUGAGGACUGUAAAAAAUACAACACAGAAAUUCCGGUUGAAGGACGGUUAAUGUAACCCAAGCAAGGGUACAUUGUAUCAAAGCAAUGAAGGGUACAUUGUAUCAAAGCAAACACAUCUGGGAGGGUUCCUGCUCCUUGUAUCAGACCCUGCAUCAACAAUAUCUAAGACUUUGUCAAUGAUACACAUACACUGUAGCUGAAAUAAAAAUUAACUUUUUUCUGAUGUCUACAUUCCUUGCCAGAAAACAACACAAUUAUAGAAG